Lachancea sp. 'fantastica' is the source of this 1272-nucleotide messenger RNA. The record is from the annotation of a GenBank genome assembly. NCBI's taxonomy places the organism in Eukaryota, Fungi, Ascomycota, Saccharomycetes, Saccharomycetales, Saccharomycetaceae.
AUGAAGUUAGAAUCGCUUUUGGUGGCCGCAGCGGGUGUUGCAGGUGCUCAAACAGCGUUUCUGAGCAGCCCCACACACCAGGAUAUUGGUACCGGCCCUGGUGGUCUGCUCAACGAGUUGUACGGUCCCAUACUGGACUACCACGACAGAGCGAGUGGCCUCGCCACGCAGCGUAUCACGCUGGAGGCCGAUGAGGAUGAAGAAUUCCGCGCCAUGUGCGGAUACUACGAACAGAAUCCUGUAUCGUAUCCCGAUGACGACCUGAGCUCCGAUUUGCAGCUUUUCGCGGGCAUUGUGUCAUUUGCACAUGUGCCCAUAGAACGAUGCUUUGACGCUGCACAUGGCGGUGCACAGUACGAUAUUGCAGUUGUCGGAGCACCCUUCGACACGGCUGUGUCGUAUCGUCCGGGCGCGAGAUUUGGGCCCAAUAGCAUCAGACAGGGAUCCAGAAGGCUUGGCGGAGGAUUUCUACCUGUCAGAGGGUUUCCAGGAUCCAAAAUGCGGCAUUUGGACCCCUACAAUGCAGGCUACAGAAUUGUAGACUGCGGGGACGUACCCAUGACCCCAUUUGACAACCGAAUCGCAUUGAACCAGCUGUACAGAGGGCAACGGGCUAUUUACAAUAGAACAACUGUGAAAGAUGGUCUGAAAACACCAAAGGUAAUUACACUGGGAGGUGACCACACGGUAACAUUAAUGGCACUAAAGGCAGCCCAUGAGCACCAUGGUCAAGUCGCAGUGAUCCAUUUUGAUUCUCAUAUCGAUACUUGGGAUCCGAAAGUGCUCGGUGGAGGAAUUACCAAGACUCAGAGCAUUAAUCAUGGCACUUUCCUGCAUUUUGCCCACGAAAAAGGCUAUAUCGCCCACAACAGUUCUAUGCAUGUUGGCAUCCGCGCGCCCUUCAUUGUAAAGUCUGACGAAAAGCACGACCACGACUGUGGAUUCGAGAAAAUUGUUGCACGCGAUUUCGACAUUCUAGGCUUCAGAGACAUUGUUGAUACCAUUAAGAAUCGUGUGGGUGAUCUACCGGUCUACAUCACUGUCGAUAUCGACGUUUUGGAUAUUGCCGUUGCGCCCGGCACAGGCACGCCUGAACCAGGUGGACUAACUGCAAGGGAACUUCUCACUGUUCUGGACGGUUUUGAAGGUCUAAAUGUGAUAGGAGCUGAUGUAGUAGAAGUAUCGCCAGCAUUUGAUUCGAAUGGAGAGAUUACCUCGAUCGUUGCUGCGCAGGUCGUGGACUCGUUCUUAGGCCUGAUGACACUUCAUUAG